This is a messenger RNA of Loxodonta africana (African savanna elephant), 16475 nucleotides long. It is a transcript of the gene CHIC2, whose product is annotated as cysteine rich hydrophobic domain 2. Lineage: Eukaryota; Metazoa; Chordata; Mammalia; Proboscidea; Elephantidae. The record is from RefSeq and is a predicted model, not a curated record. The transcript is spliced from 6 exons. Bases 346 to 843 code for a protein of 165 amino acids. Gene Ontology annotation, cellular component: plasma membrane; Golgi-associated vesicle.
GAUGUCGUAGCCGGCUGCUCCCGCUGCGGGUGGCUCGGGCUGUUGCUGUGGUUGCCUGAGUUGCUGCUGCUGCUGUUGCGGCAGCGGUGGUGUUGGUGGAGGUGUCGGCCCCGGGGCGGGCGGAUGUUGACAUUGUUGGUGUUGUUAUUGCUGAUGGUAAUGGCGGCGGCGACGGCCGGGACCCCAUCUCCUCUGUAGCCGGAGCCGAGAGACAGCCUAGAGCGAACUCCGCGGCCUCCGAGCCGGCGGCAGCAACUCCCCUCAGCCUCCGCCGCCUCGCCAGCCCGGACCCCCGCCCCAGCUCCUGAGUCAGGCCCCUUUGGGCAGGGGUCGCGGAGGCUCGGGAUGGCGGAUUUCGACGAGAUCUAUGAGGAGGAGGAGGACGAGGAGCGGGCCCUGGAGGAGCAGCUGCUCAAGUACUCUCCGGACCCGGUGGUGGUCCGCGGCUCCGGUCACGUCACCGUAUUUGGACUAAGCAACAAAUUUGAAUCAGAAUUCCCUUCUUCAUUAACUGGAAAAGUAGCUCCUGAAGAAUUCAAAGCCAGCAUCUACAGAGUUAACCGCUGUCUUAAGAAGAAUCUUCCUGUCAAUGUACGUUGGCUACUUUGUGGCUGCCUUUGCUGCUGCUGCACAUUAGGCUGCAGUAUGUGGCCGGUUAUUUGCCUCAGUAACAGAACACGAAGAUCGAUUGAGAAGUUAUUAGAAUGGGAAAACAAUAGGUUAUACCACAAGCUGUGCUUGCACUGGAGACUGAGCAAAAGGAAAUGUGAAACGAAUAACAUGAUGGAAUAUGUCAUCCUCAUAGAAUUUUUACCAAAGACACCAAUUUUUCGACCAGAUUAGCAUUUACUUUAUUUAUAGAGACUUUCCAAGUAUGUUGUCUUUCCAAUGGUGCCUUGCUUGGUGCUCUCCUGGUGGUGACAUAACAUUGGUUCUACAGAAUCGUGUGGUGUUUUUUUUUUUUUUUUUAAAUAACCGCAUGUUCUAAGUGUGCAUUUUUGUCAACCUUUGCAACAGUUAUUUCAUACAGAUGUUUAAUACUUAAGUUAUUGUGCUCUUUUCUGUUAUGUAUUCUGAUUUUCAAGGAUUACUUUUUUGUAUUAUCAAAAAAAUACAUUUGAACUUAGCCUAAAAAGUGGCCAGUGUUUUUUUAUCACCAAGUACACAGAGUCCUUUUUUCAUAAAUUCCGUAACAUAGAAAAACAUCUCUUUACGUCUCUACUUAUCUAUUCUAACAAACACAUUCUUUGUAUUAUUUUUCUUCCUUUUUAGAUUUAACAUGGUCAUUUUAAAUAGUUUUAAGUUUUCUUAUUAGCCUUUUGGAACCUAACAUACCCUUUCUCAUAUACUUCCUAAUGCUCUGUUUACAGCAGAUGUACCUGUAAUCAUUAUAAAGACCAGUUAGAAAGUUUGAAACUAUUUCUGUCUUCAAAGGUAGCAAGGUAGGAUUAAGGCAUUCUUGUUAGAGUAGACAAGCCAGUGAACGGCGUGCAUCUAAUGGCAGUUAGGGCCCAGGAUCACAAAAUUUAGUAGCAUCACAAUCUGGGUAUAUUUUUGAUCAAGAUGAUAUUAAUAAUGGCCUUACUUGAGUUAUUUUUUAUUGUUUAUCAAAUCUUACAUACGGAAGUAUGGAUGUAUUCCUUUUAAAAAUUUCUAAGGAAAUAUUUCUCCCAAUCUAACACAAUUGUGGAAUGAAUAUAUGUUUCUGAAGAGUCUUUGAAAGAAAGCAAAAGUUCUAGAAUUAAAAGUAAGCUGGUGUUUAAUACUCCACUGGUAUUUGGAACAUAUUAUUACUAAGAAAUGGGGACAUAUUUAGUACUGUUUUUAUAUAUUAGUUCACUUUCUAUCCAGUUAUGUAUACACUUGACCGAGAGUAUGACAUGUUUGAAUCAUGUCAGCUUGUUUCUUUUAAAUACACACGUACACAUAUUCUUUUCUCCUUUUAGUCAUACAUAUCUCCAUGCAUUUUAAAACUUAGAUUUUCUCAAUGGGAUAUGUGUAAAUUUUUUGUUUUUAUAAGUCUGAAAUUAUACAAGUUUUAAUGUAUGUCAAGAACCUGUUCCAUACAAUUGUGGUAUCGAGCAAUAAUGUGAAUAACUUUGAAAUUAUAUAAACUGUGCUUAAUAAUUUGUAUUAAGAAUUGGUACCACUAUACAAUACUUUCUUCCUUGUAUUAAAUCUUUUAAAUGCCAGCUUCAUUAAUUUAUAUACCUGUAUUUUUAAAAAGUACUUCUUUGUACUUCUCCAAAAUACUGUAAUUCCAUAUGAAUCUGAACAGUUGAAUGCCAGUAUCCUAUACUGGACAUUAGAAACUAUCUUAAAAACUAGGAUUUUUUUUUUUUGGUCUGAGAGUUAUUUGUUCCUCUUGCGCUCCCGCCCCCCCAUAACAACUUGAAUUUAUAGAAUACUUUUCUUAUGAAGAGCUCAAAGUACGAAGAAUUAAAAUACUUCUCACUCUUUAACGUUAUGUCUAGGGUAUGUGUCCUAGCUUCUUAAACAGUGCAAUUAAGAGGUAAUCCUAUUCCAAAAACUCUAGUAUUCCUCUGUGGGUUCCGUGUGAAAAAUUUUUGUGUGAAGAAUGCUGAAUCUGCUUCAGGAUUCAGAAGGAGCGAGACAAUAUAAAGACUGUCGACUAUGCAACACAGGCUUCAGUAUCUAAAAUUUUGUAAAUCUGUAGUGCACCAUACUGAUCAGCAUUACAAGAAGAACUGUACUUAUUUAGAAAUAUUUUUCUCCUGUUAUUGUUGUUAGGUGCUGUUGAGUCGGUUCCAACUCAUAGCGAUCCUGUGCACAACAGAACGAAAUACUGCCUGGUCCUGUGCCAUCUGUUGAAUUACAUAAUCUGUUAAAUUAUAUAAUUAUAUAAUCUGUUAAAUUAUUAAUUAUAUAAAAUUAUAUAAUCUGUUAAAUUAUAGUUUUAAAAUUGUUAUUGUGUUUCCAUAAGAAUAUUUUAACAAUAAGAUAAUUUUCAUAGUUGAUAGUAUCAAGUACAGGAUUUAAAAAAAAAUUUUUUUUUGUUCUAAUUUUAUUGAGAGGUGUCUCAGUUGCUGAAAGAGAUUCCCUAAGAAUGUGUACUCUUAGACUUCCAACUUACAUAUAGAAAAGAACCAUGAAUGCUUAAUAUGUGGCAUUACGAUAAGCCAAUUAUGCCUUGAACAGUACAUUUGCAUGCUUUGCUUUUCAUUAGUAGCCCCUAGUAUAACUGAUUUAUCCUUUUUUGAAUCAUGAAUUAGGAGCCCAGAUGGCGCAGUGGUCAAGUGCUAGGCUGUUAACCAAAAAGGUAUGGUGGUUUGAACCUACCAGCUGCUCCACUGGAGAAAGGUGUGGCAGUCUGCUUCUGCAAAAAUUUACAGCCUUGGAAACCCAGUGGAGCAGUAUGGGGUAACUAUGAGUUGGAAUUGACUUGAUAGCGAUUGGUUUGUUUUUUAUGAAUCCUGAAUUUAAGUGCUCAUGUUAUAAGAAAUUAGAAAUGUCAGAGAUAACCUAUGUGGUGUGAACAUAGCCCAAAGGAAAUAUCUAAAUGAUGUUUGUUCUUCAGCUCUUGCCUUCUGUCUUAAAGUCUGUAGGACAUGAAACAUAGGUAUUUCUUAAGCUUGCCAAGAAAAGGAAUUAUUGGCAGACAAUUCAGUGUGUAGAUUUUAGGUAGGCUAAGUGAAAGCAUAUCGUGUUUUUUAAUACAUUACUGACAUUUUACGAUCAGCCCACCAUUCCUGUGUAGAAACAUUCUUCCGUCAUAUAGUUUGCAAAACCCAAAUAUAAUACAUGACUUUGGAUAUUUGGGUAAAAAUAUAUACUGCAAAAACUAAUGACUAUAGUAAAACUUUGAUGUGACACAUUUACUUCUAAUGCAGGUAUUGCCCCUCCCCCACAAGAGGUCCCUUUGCCUGUGUAAAAUAGUCAUCUUGGAUGUUUUAUAAAGGCUUCUUAGUGGCUAGGUUUCAUCCAUUCAAAAUAUGGCCAUGUAAUUUUGGCCAAAAAAAUCAGUACGUGUUGAAACCUUAAAUAAUAAGAAACAAUUUUUUUUUUUUUUUUUAAUUUGAAAAACUAGUUUUGUAAUUGAAUAGUUUUAAGUCAGGAAGAACCACAACUUUCCCCAUGGUUUUCUGUGUUAUUUUAGAGCUCUUCUGGUUGUUUCUUUAUAUUAGUAGACACAAGCCAACCUGUAAAACUAUGACAACAUUGCAUAUCAAUCUGUGGUUAAAAAAGGAUGAUAUUAAAUAGUAAUAUGUACAGUUGGAUCCACAGUUGCAUGAGUUCAAACUACACUAGUUUUAUGUAACUUUAUGUACAUGGUCUGGCUGUUUCAACCUUUGUGGUAUUCUGCUUCAUAAUUAUAACCUUUAAAUGCAUGUCUGAUGUUUCACUGUAAGUAUUUGCUCGAUUCCUCUAUCGGUAAUAUUGAAUCAAAGGUAUAAUGUGUGUAAAGCUGUCUUUGACAGAACUCCAACAGCUAGUCCUGGCCCCUCUUUCCUUCUGUGCUACUGAGGCACUGUGAAUCCUUCUGCUGCCCUCUUGAUGUCCAGAGUCUUCACUCAGGCAUGGACGUGGUUUAGAAUUGCUAGCAUCCUUCUCCAAAGCUCCCAGUGAGAACAUUAGUUCUUUUGCAUUCUUAGCUAGGUGUUUCAAAGACCAAUUAAAGUAAGUGAUAAACGCCUGACAUCCUCAGUUCUACCAAGGUGGUUAGUACUUGCAUUUUUAAAGAGGAGUUUCUUUACUUAAAGGAGCCCUAGUGGUGCAGUGGUUAAGGUGCAUGGCUGCUAACUGAAAGGUUGGCGUUCUUAAAUUUCCAGUAGUGCAGUGGUGCAGGUGGUGUUUUCCUUCUCAACAAACCCUGUCACUCCAGACUUUACAGGGAGGAAGGAUGGUUGGACCUGGGGCUUCCCAAACUGCCAUUUCUGAAGGAAGUUGAUUUAUACCUAGUAUUUGGAAGGAAAGAAUAGGCUCAGGGUCAAUCCUAAACCAAAUUUUUAACUAUAUUUCAGAGUAGUUUGUGAUUAAGUACACCUUUUUAUUUUUAUUUAUUUUUAAAUAUAAAUAUCCUUUUUUAAAUGGAAUAAAGCAACUCUUCAUUUUCCAAAGCUAUAAAUAAUAUCAAACUUAUAAUACCAUUUAUAUAAGUUGAGAUUUGAAGAAUGCUUGUAAAUCUUGAGUUAGUGUCUUGUUCUGUAGCUUUACAAAGAUUUAAGAUAGUAAUUUAAGAGAAGCCUAAACAUUGUUUUUAUUAUUAAUCAUAAUUCUGUGCACUUCUGUUUAUGUAACAGGGAGCCAUACCCCCAUCCCUCCAGAUGGCAAAUUGAACCAACAGAGGUUGUCUAGCCUAAAUGGACAGUCCUGAAAACAGUUAUUCAGAAUGCUAAUCCUGAUUUUGAAUUCAUGUCUGACAUUAUGCAAGAUCAUUAAGUUACUUGGGCUCUUUGGUUUUAUUUUUAUUUCCACAAAAGGCAGGUACUACGGCUACCUUCCUCAUGGUGCUAUCUUGUGAAACUAUUUUUCAAUCGCUUAUUUUGCUGAUAUUUAUUAAGUCCUAUAUAAAAGCAGGAAACCCUGGUGGUGUAGUGGUUAAGAGCUAUAGCUGCUAACCAAAAGGUUGGCUGUUUGAAUCCACCAGGUGCUCCUUGGAAACCAUAAGGAACAGUUCUACUCUGUCCUCUAGGGUCACCGUAGGAUCGCUGUGAGUUGGAAUCGACUCAACGGCUACAGGCUUGGUUUUUUGUUUUUUGUUUUUUGUAUAUAAAAGCAAGGAGCCCUGAUGGCACAGUGGUUACGAGCUCAGCGGCUAACCAAAAAGUUUGCAGUUCAAAUCCACCAGCCACUGCUUGGAAGCCCUAUGGGGCAGUUCUCCUCUGCCCUAUAGAGUUGCUAGGAGUCGGAAUCAACUCGAUGGCAAUGGGUUUUGUUUUGGGUUUAUAUAAAAGCAAAGGAGCCCUGGUGGCCCAGUGGUUAAACAUUCACCUGCUAACCAAAAGGUUGGCGGUUUGAACCCACCCAGCAGCUCUGCAGGAGAAAGAUGUGGCAUUCUGCUUCUGUAAAGAUUAAAGCCUUGGAAACCUUAUGGGGCAGUUCCACUCUGUCCUAUAUGGUCUCUAAGAGUUGGAAUUGACUCGAUGGCAACUUCUUUUUUUUUUUUUUUUAAUUUUUUUAAUAGCAAGUAGCUAGUUGAUUAGUAGUAAUGAUUGACUAGCAUUUUUUACUUACAGUGUUGGCACAAACUUGAGUUAUUGUCAAAUUUUGCAUUUAUAAUUAAAGAGCUAGAGUGGGUUGUCUCUAUAUGUACUUGUAAUACUAUUUUCUGUGUUUAAAAAUUAGGUAGAUAGACUUUUAAAUACGGUUACUUCUGAGAUACUUAAGCAAAAUCAUCCUUUUCUUCUACUUUAUAAACAUGGUGCUUUGAAUUUGAGAAGACUGCUUUUUUCUCUUUAUGAAAAAUGUAGUCCUGAUGGUACAGUGGUUAAAAGCUUGGCUGUUAACCAAAAGGUUGGCAGUUCAAAUCUACCAGCCGCUUUUUGGAAACUGUAUGGGGCAGUUCUACUCUGACCUGCAGGAUCGCUAUAAGUUGGAAUUGACUCGACAGCAGUGGGCUUUGUUUUGUUUAUAUUGCUUUGCUAGAUCUUUAUCUCAGAAACAUUUCAGUGAACUGAGCACACCAAGCAUUCUUAAUAUUGGCAGAUAAGCUAUUUAUUGCUUUUCUUUUUAAGAAACUGUCAUUCAGCCUUCAAGAGAUGUUUAGUAACAGGACAGUGUUUACUCUUCUUUAUUGGACCAUAGUAUACCUUCAGACUGCAGAUUUUUCUUUCCUGUUAACCUGUUCUGGAAACUGUGAUGGCAUAGUGGUUAAGAGCUGCAGCUGCUAACCAAAAGGUUGGCAGUUCAGAUCCACCAGGCACUCCUUGGAAACUCUAUGGGGCAGUUCUACUCUGUCUUAUAGAAAAAUAAAAAAAAAAAUUUUUUUUGCUGUGAGUUGGAGUUGACUUGAUGGCAACGGUUUUUUUUUUUUUUUUUAAUUACCAGUUCUACUGGUUCUUAAUUACAAAAAUCUCAUUACAUUGUCAUGAAGUCUUCAUAAACAGAAGUUUGUUUUAACUGUGAAGUUAUCAAAAUCCUUCCAAGGUCUCCGUUUCUUUGUACAUUUGUUGGAGCUGAUGACAUUGUGCCCUCUCAGAAGAGUUAAGUAUUGUGAAACUUAACUGGCAGUGAAGCUAAGGUAGACAUUGUUGGAAGGCAAGAUUCUGAAAUCUACUGGUUGAGAGAGAUAACUGCAUUGUUAUCCUACACUUUGGUUUGCAAUGUUCAAAGUUAUACAAUGCCCAGGAAUUAUAGCCAGCUUUAUGCUUUCUUUUAUACUUCCGAUAUGUAUUACAGAGCCCUAGUGGCACAGUGGUUAAGAGCUCAGGCUGCUAACCAAAAGUUUGGCAGUUCCUUGGAAACCCUAUGGGGCAGCACUACUCUGUCCUAUAGGGUUACUAUGAGUCGAAAUCAACUUGAUGGCAAUGGGUUUGGUUUUGGUUUUUGGUAUAUGUAUUAUAAUGAAAAUUAUUUUUAAAGGAAAAAAAAACAGCCUAGACAGAGCUUUUCUCUGCUGUCUUGCCCUUUGAGAAAAUACUGGGAGUUAUCUUGUAUGAAAUAUACUUCUAUUUAUUUUUUAUAAUUAAAAUGAGGCAAACAGGAAAAACAUUAAAGGAUUUUAGGAAUUUGUUCUUAUGUCCUUAAAAAGACAUAUAAUAGUUUUAAAAUAAGAUAAUCAGGAACUUCUGAUGGGUGAGCACUUAAGCAGAACUAGGAGCAAGGUCCCUGUUAAUUAUGGUUUCAGAGAUUAUAAACUCAGGUAAGUCUAGUGAUAUUAAACAAACAAACAAAAAAUGAAGAUAGCUUUAGUAAACUAGAAAGUUGAAUUUUAAAGGUGUGUACUUCUUUCCCUCUUUAUUAAGAAAUUGCAGCCAAUGCCAAAACAGACAUGGUCUAUUUUUCUUAAAAUGAGGUUUUUUUGGCUAGGUAAAAAUUUGUGGACCUUCGUAACUGUGAAGAAAUAAAUAGAUGGGUUGUAUUUAAGGUGACAUGAUUUUUGGUUCCAUGUAGGUUGCAGUAUAUUUAAUCUUGUUAAAAUUUCAUUUUAUUAAGUCUUCACUGACUGGAAUUUUCUAGUAAACAGAUUUGAGCCAGGGAAUUUUUGUUUGUUUGCUUGUUUCUGGCUAGUAGAAUUUUUAUUGUUUUUAAGUGAAUUUGUUGCACCACAUGGUCUCAAAACAUGAUUCCAUGCUUGAAAUUAAAAUGUAGUAUUUGUUCUCCAAAGACUAUAAUACAGUCUUUAAAAUCUUAAGCCAGUUUACACAGCGUUGGGAAAGGGAAUCUGGAACUUAUAGAGAUCAAAUCACUUUAAAGGAAGUUGACCAAACUAACGUCUGCUGAAAUAAUCAAAAGAACACACGCACACACAAAUCCAUUUCUUCUGUGAACAUGACCUGUAAAAUAUCAGGGAAUAAAAUAAUUACGUUGACAUUGUUAUGAAUAUGAGUUUAGGAACUGUGCAAUGAACUUGAAGAAAAUUUUAUAUUAUGUCUUUAUGAACUUGCAUCAUACUUGGGAAGAAGAGUAGAGAAAAAAAAUACAACUUCUGUAUUGCAGUUUUUCUCCAAAGAUCUUGUUUUUGUUAUGCCCAAAUUAAAAAACCAUUGUGGCUUUUAUAUAGGAGUCUCAAUCAUCCUAUUCAGAUUUAGCAUUAGUUUUUAAACUUUCAGGGGGAGGCAGAAGUAAUUCUAAUCACCACUCCUGUAAAUACACAUAUUUAGCUGUAUUUAACUAGAGCUUAUCUGUCACAUUGUAUCAAAUCACUAUUUGACACAUACACUUUGUCAUUUUACUCGAUUGUUCUGUAUUCCAGUCAAACCUUUAUGAAAAUAAAAAGAAUCCCAUAUAUAUGGAUAAAAUAAAUACAUAUUUUUAUAUUAAAGUGUGUACAUACAAAGAUAAUAAAGUAAUUAUGACUUAGUUUACUAAGGCAUUUCUUUGAGGGAGGUGGUAAAAAUACUUUUAUCUCCAUCACCUGUAUUGUUUUAGUUACAAACUAAGAGGGAAAAAUUGUGCCUGAUGGUUUUGUUUCCUUGAAUGAUGUCAAUAUCAUAGUUUUUUAAAGAAGAGGUUCCUUAUAUUUUCUGAAUUUCUAGUCUUUCAUCCACUUUUUCUUCAUCCUGACAGGAUAACUGUGAGCCUUUCAGAAAUUUAUUUUCAUUUUUCACAAAUGGAAAACCAAACAAAAAUUCCAUUACUUAUGCAGUAGCUAAUAUCUUAGAAUCCAUCACAGAAAACCUAAAAUAUAGCCCCCAAUUUUGUAUACAGUCUUAGAUAUUGUUAGAUAACCAUUCAGUUUUCUUUGCAUUGUGUGUGCGAUGAAUAUUUCUUGAGACUUUUGUUUGCUUUGCUAAAGAAAUCAACUAAGGGGGAAAAAAAACCCAAAAACAAAACAAACAAAAAAACACCCUGUAACUCAUGUGAAGCAUGCAGGGUGUUGUAAUUUCAGUUUGCAAAGUGGUGUGAUACAAUGUUGCCGAGCCAAAAGCACACGAUAGAUUUAAUGUAGCCAAUUGUGUACUUUUGAAAAAAAGAGUAACUGUUCCCUGUGAGUUAAUUUUGGAUUUUUUCAAAAUCUCUCUUUUAGGCUUUGUGCUGGAUUCUUCCAGACAAAUGCGUAUUCCAUGUGGGCCACUGUUCUGCUAAAUGCUCUCAGUUCUCCUUUUGCAAUCAAGAUUAUGUUGCUAAGGAGAUUUUGCUUUUAUUGGUGCCAUUGAUUUGUGUUAAUACGUUUUGAAUACCUCUCGGUAUUCUUCCGUAGACAAGGCCAAAAGAAAAACUUCCCCGAGUUUCCCAAUUUACAUUACAAAUGGAGCGGUGGUGUAAUGAAGCCGAUAUAAAGUGGGCAGUUGAAAGGGAACUAAAGAAGGGCACUCAAGUGAGAAAUGAAGAAAUGUGCCGAGUGCAGUCCAUGGGCUGCCUUCAGUCCAGCUGCAGGAACUGGCUCCAGCCAGAGGUAGUGAGCAAGCACCUCCUCUGCAAAGACCACCCACUUUCUGGAGCCUGGGCUGGCACACCAUAGAUUACCUAGUUGGCUAAUACGGGGCCUUUACAAAAGUGAGAAACUUCUCCUGAGGCUCUUUUCCACCCCUAAAUCUCUCCCCGAGUCUUUCCUAGACCACGUCUGAGGCCAGACUUGCUUUAACUUAAGACUUUCAGUCGUGUUUUAAAGGAAGUCCUAUGGAUAAGCCAGGCUCUUUUGGUCCUGAGGACUACCAUAUUCAAAUGUUGUUGGAAGGUCUCCCUAGACCUAAAGGAUGUUGACUAUACCAAAUUAAAGGUUUUAGUUAUAUACCCUUUACUUUGUAUCAUAGUCUGGAUUCCAAAGACUCCAUACUAUAAAACUCAAAUAUGCUGUCUGUGAAUGGAAGGGGAAGUCCAAUGCAUGUGUCUUUAACCAGUGAAGUGGUUUGCUUAGGUUGCAGUAGUUGAAGGUGCUAAAGAAUACCUUUGUGGCACAAUCAUACCCCUUUAGUGGCUUACAUUCUUAAAAUAGCAUGAUAGUAACUUUUUUUUAAAAGCAUAAGCGCUGCACUGAUAAAACUUGAACUUUUAGACAUUUUAAAUUAGAAAUGUACAAGAAAUAUAGAAACUGUGAGUGAAAAUUGCUACAGAAGUCUGAGGAAAUUGAAAAUCACAAGGGAAAUUAUCUCACAAGUUUAUAAAAAACAAGCCUGCAUUGUUUGGAUAUGAAAAAUGAUAGUUUCUGUAGAAACAAAAAUUAAGUCAUUAAGUAAAAAGCCUAAACUAUCAGUCAUUUAAGGUUGAAUAUGUGCAAGAAGCACAAAUUGCAAGACAGUCAGCUAUUAAUGGGAAAUAGGAAAUUUAUAAAGACAUCAGAAAAGGAAGUCCUUAAUUCCUAUAUUUACAGUGUCUUUUCAGUAACCUUCUCAAAAGAGACUUGUCAACCGCUAUGCUUCAGACGCAUAAUUUCCAGACCAAAUGUAGUGACAAUCAGUGAUCUUUGCUUAUGUCCCAAAAUGUUGGUUUACUUAUACUUCUAUUUUUUGUUUGUUUGUUUUUUUAACCUGCAAUAUUUUUACAGCUUUUAAAAUUCAUUAACUCCAGCUUAAAGAAUAAAGUUAAAAUAUAGGGAUGAAUUUAUAUUUUUAACCUGGUAGUCUUGCCUGUAUCUGUCAAUGGUUUUUUUAAUUAACAAUACUGUUCUUCUUAUUGCAUAAUACUAAAUAAUUGUAAAAACUAGAAUGAAGAAAACAGCUAAGAAUUAAUUAUAGUGAAAGAUAGUGAGACAUAGACAAAUAUAUCUGUACUGUAUAUUGAUAGGUUUGUUUUUUUUUUUCAAGUUGGAAUUAAUCUGUUGAAACUGACUUAAAUUACUUUAAACUUUUAAAUUCUUACCCUUGGAAAGCCUGACCUGAAGAAGUAAGCAAACCUGUUCAUACACAAAAGUAAGUAGUACAGUUUUACUCCCAGCAUCCAACAUGUAACAUGAACUCUUAUUAUUUUCCUAAAAUAUGUGAAUCAUACCAGGGGAUUCUAAGACUUGGAACUCUGAAAAGCCAUGUCUUCCUAGUCUUAUGUUUAUAACGGUAACUGCUACUGGCUGGAUGGUUAUUUUGUAAAAGAAUGCAAGAAUAAGAAAUCUACUCUGCCUUAAUGGCCCAGUAUUUCCCCCUAUUUGUUCCUUAGAACAAAGACAGUUUAGGUCUUCUGUAAAUGCAUUACACAUUUUUAAAUAUUGUCAAAAGCAGUAACAGGCUGCAGCAGGAAAAAGGAACUUGUAAGAAAGUACGUGUGUGGAAAAGCACUACCUUUUCCAAUUCUGUCAACACUGUCUUGCUCAGCCAUAGCCCAUGUCCAUUAAACAAAACAAGGUGAGGUCUCAGAGCUGGAAGAAACCUCUGAAGUGUCUAGUAGGAACGAGCAUUAGAAUCACUGGGGAGUUUUGUUUUUUUUUUUGCCAUUUUUGUUUUUAAAUAUACCUGUGCCCCACCCCCCAUUAGACUUGGGAGGAGAGGAAAUGAGAGCAUAUAUAUUUUGAAAAAUUUUCUCAAUUAUGACAAGACAUCCCCCCAUCCCUUCUAACCAAAUUUUAUAAUAACAUUAAGACCUAGGGAGUUUGUCACUUGUCUGAAGUUGUUAGUUCUCUCAGGUUGUUAGUGACAGUGCCAGAACUAAAAUCCCAGACCUAGGAUCUCUAGUUCACAGAUGUAGGCCUUUCCUGCAAUACAUAGUAGAAAUAGGAUCUUCCUUUUUGUAAACUUAGCAAUUAAAAAAAUCCUAAAGGUGAUCCUUGGAAAUCCAUGUAAGAAAUCAUUAUAAAAAUGGAUUCUCUCUAACUGAAUGAUCACCGCUUAUGGCUAAAGCACCUAAAAGCAAAUUGUUAGACUACCCCCUCUCCUUCCAAAAAAGUUGCUUAUUAAAUGAUGAAAUUUUAGCUCUAUCUACUGCCCCAUCUGAGGACUGUGACUUAGACAUUUAAUUAUUUAUUGCUGGUCCGUGUGAAAACAUUCUGAAUGGCUGGCAGCCUACCAGACCCUGAGUUAAACAUUCUACAGCUUGACUAGACUGCUGGGUAGCCAACUUCACAUCAGAUUAAACACAUUCUCUUCGUGAUGAAUAGCUUGGAACCCAAAAACUUGAUUUCAUUGCAAAAAAAGGCAAGGGGUGUGUUCUUUGCUAAAUUAAAAUUAUUUUACAUUUUACUGCCACCAUUCUGAUUGUGGUUGUCAAACGUAUUUUCUUUGGUGGUGGUGAGAUGGAAGGGAAUUGGACAAUGAGGAACUUUUGGUACUAAUAAAAUAAAAAAGGACUCCUACAAGGUCAGACACAAUGCAGCCUAGAGAUGAACAUUCAUGAAUUUUGUACUGAAAAAAUUUACAUUUCAUUAACAUCUUAAAUUACAAAGGCAGGUCUACAAAUACCAAUUUUUGUGUUUGUUGUCAUUGCAUUUUCCAAGCAAACAUGAAUAAUGUAAUGCUAACUACUGUCCUGUGUUUCCUUGCCAUUAAUUUCCUUUUUUUAUUUUGAACUGUACACUAACUGUAAUGUGUAGUAACAUUAAUUUCAAUGAACCCUACUUUGUUGUCUACAUUAUCUAUAGAUCUAUGAACAUAAACUCCAUGUAAUGUACCCUCGUAUAAUAAAUAGUUUGGAAUAAUGAAGGGUACUCUGAGCCUCAUUGCUCAGCUGUGUAGUAAACCAGCUCUCCACAGACUUGCCAUUCUCGUUCUGCGUCUACCAGGAGCUGAAAUUAUGAUAAUAAGUAGCAAUAUAGAAAUGUAAUAUUUGAUGAUUGACAUACACUAGAGAUUAGGUUACAAUUAUUACACUUCAGUUUGCCAUUCUUUCUGAACAUGUUAUAUUUGGGUAAGGCCUGUGAAGUUACAGAGUUUGAAAGUGUGUGGGGGGGGGGUGGGGGGGAAUGGUGACUGACUAAUGUAAUGAAUUAAAGUGUUGGAACUAAGAACUCUGUAUGCUCAAAGGAGCUGGCUGUUGACCAGGCUGCCAAUUGAGAGUAAUUGACAAGCAGGUGCCUGAAAAAUGACAGGCAGGGCCCUACUUUUUAGUUAUUGGUGUCAGUAAUAAUAGCGUUAUGGCUUUAGGUCAUGAUUGAGGAAAAUAUUUUCAAGAGUAAAAUCGUGUAUCAUACACGUUUGAAGGGUGUUAACUAUUCAACUGCAGAAAGUUACAGUGUCUAAAGUUGUUUUUACUGACUGCCUUUUUAUUAGAAUCUCUUAUUUAGGUAUUCGUUCUUCUGCAGUUUGAAAAAUUAGCAGCUUAAAGAAAAUAGCAGCUUUAGAUAUAUUUUUGAUAAAAAAGAAAUCUAUAAGAUACACUUUAAAAAUCCCAGAGUUUUAAAUGCUUUUAUUUCAUGAAUGUGCUUUUAUUGAAUGCCUAGAGCACUCAGAAACAUACGUGGGUUUGGAGUUCUCUUCUUGAAGAAUCAGCCAUCAGUGAAAAACACAGCCUUUUGAAGUUACAGGAUUACUGAACUCAGAGAGUUGCCUUUCUUACACCAUUUUCUUCCAGCAGUAUGGUGUGCCUAUAAACUAUGCUUCACAUGUGCUGGGAUUCUUCACCAGGGCAUAUGCAAACUUGAAUGGGCAAACAGUGAACAAUUUGUGGUUAUCUUCUUUGCUGUCUCCCCCACUAAACUACUUUUUUAGCAAGUUCAUGUUAAAACUCUGAUUUACUCAUCAGAGUUGCAUCCUUCAAAUGAAUUUGUAUCAUGAUCACAAAUGAAAGUCAUUAAAUCGUUCAAAAUCAACUGGAGAAGGUUUUUAAUUAAAUAGGAAAAUGAAGUAAAGGAACUAGCUAUGUUGAAACCUAGGAAUCUGAAUAGUAUGUUAAAAUUUGUUUAAAGAAUGCUUUUGGAUGAUAUUUAAAAUCAAUUGGAGUAAUAUUUAAGUUGCUUAAAAUGGUGGGAAUAAAAGAGAAAUGACAGUUUUUGCUUUAAAUAAUUCAAAGGGUUGGUCAGAGAUACAAAGUCAAUGGUAGCCCCGCCUUGGAAUAACAUUUAGAUUUCAGAAUUUGAGUUUUAUUUUUAUGUUUAUUUUGACAAAAUGGUUAUUUGCUUUCUCUCUCUAACAGUACGAGAUGGUUUAAGGCUUUGAGCUUUUUGAAACUGGGCUAGAUAUAAUUGUUCAAGCUAUUAAAGCCUAUGGAAAUAAAGAUAAUGUCAAAUAAAUUCAAACAAGAUAGACUUUACUAUCACAGCCAAUCUACUCACAAAAUUGCCUCUAAAGCACAACUCUUUCUUAAAAAAAGGAAAGAAAAAAAUUAUUAUUGACAUUUCAAUGCCACUUUAAACAUGUAUUUUCUUUGUUCUUAAUUUUAUUCUUAACAGUUUUAGAAGAGAGGGUUAGCUAACUCCUUUUUCUGAAUUUAACUCAAUUUUAAAAACCUACUUUUAAACCUGCCUUUUUAAUGUACUUUAAUAUAUUGUCCAUUACAUUUAAAUCGGUAAAGUAAGUUGCCUCUUAAUUAUCUCACAAAGCUGUAUGACUUUAUUUCCAUUCCUUCCAACAACUGCAUUUUUAAUUUUGAAGAAAUUUUUAUAGAUUUUUUGCACCAAUUCAAAAUUGAUAAGGUACCAAAGAGAGUAGUACCUGGUUUCUAUUUUCUUCAGUUUGCUUCUCCAAAGUAAUAGUUCUAUUUUGAGUUUUUUUUUUUUGUUGUUGUUAGUAUUGAUUUUCCUACUAGUUAUCAAGGAAAUUUAUUACUACACUGUGUCCCCAGAUCAUGUAUAAACAGUGGCCUGGAAUAGCAGAUGAAGACUUCCUCAAAAAAUAUAUAACAGAAUAAGACAUAGAAUGGGACAGCAAGCGACUUGGUUACACACUGUAACACCCUUAGAAACACCACAUUUAUUUGGUUGGUUACCAUCAGGAAUAAGUACAUGGGCUAGGUCACUACUGCAGGGGUUAGUAAUAUUCUUAUUCUGCAUCCUGAUAGUAUUAGGGAUGAUAAAAUUUCUGUUACCCUACAUACUUACUUAUAGGGUCACUAUGAAUCGGAAUCGACUCAAUGGCAGUGGGUUUGGGUUUUUUUUUACAUACUUAAAAAAAAGCCUUGAGCUAAAAUGUUGAUGCACAUUAAUUAGACCUCUCUCUUCUGCAAUGUGAUUGAUUAGAACAUUGCUCUUACUUAAUAACCUGGUGAAGAACCAGAUGGUAUCCAGUGGAAAACCAGUUUGUGAGUUUAAAGAGCCUGCAGUGGCCGCCAUCUAGGAGCUCAACUAAAUCCAGGUAUUGAUCAUUGAUGUGUUAUCUCCAAUCUCUGAUCAAACGGGGGGAAUGAUUUAGGAAAUAAUAUUGGAGUCAUUAUUCCCUGUCCUUGAGUAUAGAGAAUGUGACCCAUCUGGAGCUAGGCUCAGGAGGACACAUCAGCUGGGCCUGAGGGAAAAGACAAUAGGAUAAUCUUGGAAAAUGUCUUUUAGGGAACCUUCCAUGUAAGCCAAUCUAACAGAACACAAAAGACUUUCCACUCUUUUUGUGUUAGCAUUCAGUGAAUAGAAAAUUUGUUGGACCAAUGAAGACCCUCCUGACUGCGGUUACUGUAGCCUGUACCAAUGAUUGUUAAGAAAGACAAUUCAAAAUGAAAGAUCACAGUUUCUAGCCAAUCUGUGAAAAGAUGAAGCUUUCAAUGAUUUUGCCCAUUUUAUAAUGUUAAUAUAUACUGAUGACUGUAAUAUUCUUUGGACUCCGACACACAUGGCUGUGGCAGCAUGCUUGUCCAUUUUCCCAUUCUUGCCUAUUCUGUCAUAUUCUUUUGACAGUGGCAGACAUGGCUCUAGCAGCAUGCUCGUCUGAUUUUCACUUUUGUCUGUUCUGUAAUAUUUCCUUGCACUCUGGCAGACAUGGCUCUGGCAGCAUGGUUGCCCGGUUCCCACUUUUGCCUUUUUGAAUAUAUGCUGAAUAAAACUUUCUUUUUGCUUUAAAAAAAAAAAA